GGAUCCCUCUGGGACUGGCCAUCAUGCGGAAGAUGCUCCUCUCUCUCCUCCUCCUCCUCAGCCUCGUGGGCUCUCUCGCUCUGGAAGAUCUGGAAGGGAAGGCAUUGGUUUUCCCGGAGGCAUCAGACACAGCCCAUGCACGCUUGAACGUCACGAUCCAGCAGCCCCUGUCGAGCUUCACCCUGUGCCUAAGAUACCUCACAGAAAUAAAGCACCGCCAAACCUUUUUCUCUUACGCAAGCAAAAGGAAUGACAACGAGAUUGUUCUCAACAGAAACAAUAUUGCCUACCAUCUUUAUAUGCUGGGGGGUAACUAUGUAGAGUUCAAGGUUCCCGACAUGUUAACCAGCAACUCGGUUGGGGAGCACGUUUGCGUAAGUUGGGAGUCUGCCACAGGCUUAGCUGAGCUCUGGGUGAACGGGAGGCCCUUGGUCCGGAAGAGCUUGCAGAAAGGUCACUCCGUCAUGGCUGAAGGAUCCAUUGUUCUUGGACAAGACCAGGAUAACUUUGGAGGGGGCUUUGACAUCGACUAUUGCUUUGUAGGGGAGAUCACAGACUUGUAUAUGUGGGACCGUGUUCUGUGCCCCGACGAGGUGGUCCUUGCCUUUCACAACUACCCUCUUCCUGACUACCUGAUCAACUGGAGAUCACUGAGUUACAGCAUCAGAGGCUAUGCCCUUGUUAAGCCUGCCCUGCUGUCUGCCCAAAGAGCUGGGUAG
Sphaerodactylus townsendi is the source of this 719-nucleotide messenger RNA. RefSeq names its product serum amyloid P-component-like. Gene Ontology annotation, biological process: innate immune response. Gene Ontology annotation, molecular function: complement component C1q complex binding. Bases 24 to 719 code for a protein of 231 amino acids. The record is from RefSeq and is a predicted model, not a curated record. The transcript is spliced from 2 exons. NCBI's taxonomy places the organism in Eukaryota, Metazoa, Chordata, Lepidosauria, Squamata, Sphaerodactylidae.